Rhizophagus irregularis DAOM 181602=DAOM 197198 is the source of this 1407-nucleotide messenger RNA. RefSeq lists its product as uncharacterized. The record is from RefSeq and is a predicted model, not a curated record. Lineage: Eukaryota; Fungi; Glomeromycota; Glomeromycetes; Glomerales; Glomeraceae. Gene Ontology annotation, molecular function: prephenate dehydrogenase (NAD+) activity; NAD+ binding; prephenate dehydrogenase (NADP+) activity. Gene Ontology annotation, biological process: L-tyrosine biosynthetic process.
AAACAUGUUUGAGGCUGUGAAAUUAAACUUUACUUUUGAAACUUUUCGAACUUUUAAAAUAUUUUUUCACAUAUCAAAAUGACUUCUUACGAUAAUGAAAAAGAAACUUUGGAAAUUGGUAUAAUAGGCUUAGGUGAUAUGGGUUUAAUGUAUGCAAAAAGAAUAAUAGCUAGUGGUUGGAAAAAGGUGAAUGUUUGUGACCGGAGUGAAAAUUAUGAAGAACUCAAAGAAUUGUUAAAAGAUAGCGGAAUGAAUGUUUGUCAAAAUGGUCAUGCCGUAUCGAGAAAAAGUGAUUUUAUAAUUUAUUCUGUCGAAGCUGAAAAUAUCGAUAAAGUCGUAGCGGAAUAUGGUCCAUCCACGAAGUUGGAUGCAAUUGUGGCUGGUCAGACAUCAGUCAAAGAACCUGAAAUUCGCGCCUUUGAAAAACAUCUUCCUGAUGAUGUUCAUAUUAUUUCAUGCCAUUCACUUCAUGGACCAACUGUAGAUCCAAAAGGGCAACCAUUGGUGAUGAUACAGCAUAGAGCCGCUGAUGAGAAGUUUGAUAUUGCUAUGCGUGUAUUGUCAUGUAUGGAAUCUGAAUUCGUAAAAUUAUCGUACAAAGAACAUGAUCGAAUUACAGCUGAUACUCAAGCCGUAACUCAUUUAGCAUUUUUAAGUAUGGGAACCGCGUGGAAAACGCAACGUCAAUUUCCAUGGGAAACGCCACAAUAUGUGGGUGGAAUAGAAAAUGUUAAAGUUCAUAUGGCAUUACGUAUUUAUUCAAAUAAAUGGCAUGUUUAUGCCGGUUUAGCAAUUAUGAAUCCGAGUGCUAAAUUACAAAUUCAACAAUAUGCACAAUCUGUCUCUGAUUUAUUUAAAUUAAUGAUUCAAGAAAAAGAAAUAGAAUUUAGAACGCGAGUUAAAAAGGCAGGAGAAUUUGUUUUUGGUAAAUCAUCCGAAUCUCGUGAACCAAUUUUAUUAUCGGAUACUCUUUUGGAUAAAUUUUCUUUAUCUAUUGUUCCAAAAGAAAAAAGAAAACCAAAUUCACAUUUAUCAUUAUUGGCUAUGACGGAUUGUUGGUACACAUUAGAAAUUAAUCCUUAUGAACAUAUGGUUUGUCAAACUCCAUUAUUUCGACUUUGGACCGGUAUUACAGAAUAUCUAUUUCGUAAUACAGACAUGUUAGAGGCAGCAAUUCAUUCAGCAUUAUAUAGUAAAGACAUUAGAGCAGAUGAUAUGGAAUUUUAUAGUGCAUCAAAAGGGUGGGCAGAAUGUGUUGAUAUUGGAAAUAUGCAAACUUAUCAAAAAAGGUUCGAAGAUACCGCAAAAUUCUUUGAAUCAAGGUUUGAUGAAAGUAACAAAAUUGGAAGAGAGAUGAUAAAAGUUAUUACAACCAAGACUCACAAAUAAAAAGUUCCAAUUUUUUUU